AUGAUAGGCCCUGACGACAGCCCCGAAGGGGUCAACCUGGAUGAAAACAUGCUGCCGUGUUCUGCAGCAGCGACAGCCGACCCGGAAUCCAAGGUGCUCGAUGACGACAACCUCCUCAUUGAGAUCAUUGUCCGCCUCGGCUUCCCCACCAGCCUCGUCCGUGCGGCGCUGGUCUGUAAGCGCUGGUACAGCCUCGCUUCUGACCCCGCCGUCCUCCGCCGCUUCCGCAAGCUCCACCCUCCCCGACUCCUCGGAUUCUAUGUCAACACCGCCACCGGGGAGCAUUUGUACUCCUCACGCUUCUUGCCGAUCCUGCCCCGGCCUCCAGAGCUCGACUCUGUCUUCCGCCACGAAAGCUUCAGCUUGGACGCCUACGAGAACGGAUGGACCUACGUUGCCGACUGCUGGAAGAACAACGUCUUAAUCUACUUGAAACGCCACAAUGGUGGUGCGAGAGGGCCCGAUAGGGUAGUGCGCAACCCACUCUUCCCCGACAGAGUCAUGGCCGUCAUCCCAACACCGCCACGGCACCAACUCUCGGAAGGAAAUGACAUGGCAGUUGCUCAUCUCCUCAUCGAAGAAGGAGGUGAC
Messenger RNA from Lolium rigidum, 591 nucleotides. RefSeq lists its product as uncharacterized. NCBI's taxonomy places the organism in Eukaryota, Viridiplantae, Streptophyta, Magnoliopsida, Poales, Poaceae. Gene Ontology annotation, molecular function: protein binding. The transcript is spliced from 2 exons. The annotation marks the transcript as partial. The record is from RefSeq and is a predicted model, not a curated record.